UGUUUGCGAGCAAAUUCUCUAAGCGGUAGAUGCUGGGAUCAAUGGCUGGCUAACCUUUAUAGGCUCCUCAUCGGUAAGUAAUCAAAAGAGAGGCAACAUGCCUCAAACCAACGGUGACCAUCCGGACACGGCGAGCCUGCUACAAGAGAUCUUGCAGUCUGUGCGAUCACUCAAGCAAGACCAAGUGCAACUUGCAUCCACCGUGGAAGCCAUCAAUGGCCGCGUCAAUGUACUGGCCGGCGUCAGGCAGUCGCAGGACGGCAUCGCCCACGAUGUCAUGCUUCCAAGCCCAAGGAUCUCUGCAAUGCCGGGCAGUCCCAGGAUACCGCCACGGCUACGGGAGAGUUCGAUAGAUGGUUACGGCACGAAUCCUGACGCUCGCCAUGCAACUUCCGCAUCGCCCCCGGCUCGACGGACGAGUAUAGCCACGUCCAAGAUCAUCCUCACCACCCAUCCGGGGCAAGCUGGCGUUGAUCCCGUGCCUCUUGAUUGGGGGAGCGCAGAUCUCCGCAAACGUGGUCCAGUCGUGGUCUCCCGCAGUUCCAGUACGAUCCGUCGAAGGAACGCUGUCGGCGCUCACGGCGGCAGCUACAGCAUCUACUACGCCUUAGCCGUCGCCUCCCAGCAGAUCAACACCGAUCAUAAGCCCGACUUCACCAACACCGAGCCCGCCGUCACCAUCGGACCCUUUCCAUCCUGGUCCGACCCCAAGAAGAUCGUCGCCAUGGAUCCUCUCGGUCACCUCGCCCCUUGGCUGUACAAAGACAUUAUAGACAACGAAGGUGUCGAAAUCAGACCCACUAUCGCCGUGACCCGCGCUCACAUGAAGAUUCCCGAAUUGGAAGACAGUGUCCGCCAAGGCCGACUGGUACCCGAUGGCAAGAUCUGCCUCAACGCAACAGGCGAGCUGAAUGUAACCAAGUUUGCCGUUGAACCUGUCUGGUACCUCCCCGGUGUGGCAGCUCGCUUCGGCAUCGACGAAGGGACCUUACGACGCUCACUGUUCGAACAUACCGGCGGCUCAUACCCCGAACUCAUCACGCGCAAUGAUAUCAAGGUCUUCCUCCCACCCAUCGGUGGCCUUACAGUCUACUGCUUCGGCGACCCGGCCAAGAUGUCCGAUCCUAACGUCAAGCUCGCUCUACGUGUCCACGACGAAUGCAACGGCUCCGACGUCUUCGGCUCGGACAUCUGCACCUGUCGUCCCUACCUUAUCUUCGGCAUCGAAGAAGCGGUCAAAUGCGCGCAAGCCGGUGGAUCAGGCGUAGUCAUCUACUUCCGCAAAGAAGGUCGCGCGCUAGGUGAGGUGACCAAGUAUCUUGUCUACAACGCCCGCAAGCGUGGGUCGGAUAAGGCGAGUGAGUACUUCAAGCGGACGGAGAAUAUUGCGGGCGUGAAGGAUAUGCGGUUUCAAGCUUUGAUGCCGGAUAUUCUGCACUGGCUAGGGAUUCAGAAGGUCGACCGAAUGUUGAGUAUGAGUGAUAUGAAGCACGAUGCUAUCGUUGAGCAGGGCAUUCCUAUCUUGGAGCGUGUGCCGAUUCCUGAGGAGCUCAUCCCGGAGGAUUCGAGGGUGGAGAUUGAUGCGAAGAUACAUGCUGGGUAUUUCACUACAGGCAAGGUCAUGACCAUGGAAGAACUGGAGAAGGUGCAUGGGCGGGCUUGGGAGGAUGUGGAUCAUUGAACGAUAACGCCUUGUACAAGAGCGAGGAUAUCUGGCG
This is a messenger RNA of Baudoinia panamericana UAMH 10762, 1718 nucleotides long. RefSeq lists its product as uncharacterized. The record is from RefSeq and is a predicted model, not a curated record. Bases 98 to 1681 code for a protein of 527 amino acids. NCBI's taxonomy places the organism in Eukaryota, Fungi, Ascomycota, Dothideomycetes, Mycosphaerellales, Teratosphaeriaceae. Gene Ontology annotation, molecular function: GTP cyclohydrolase II activity. Gene Ontology annotation, biological process: riboflavin biosynthetic process. The transcript is spliced from 3 exons.